GCCCAAGGCGCUGGUAACGCGGCAACUCUAAGUCACAGGUACCAAACCAAAGAUGUCCUGGACAAGAAAGAUUCUACUCAUCUUGGGAUUCCUCUCUACUUUGGCUGUAAUUGCUUUAAUUGCUGUAGCAGUGACCCAAAACAAGCCACUUCCGAAGAAUAUUAAGUAUGGGAUUGUGCUGGAUGCGGGGUCGUCCCACACCAACCUGUAUGUGUACGAGUGGCCAGCAGAGAAGGAGAACGACACUGGGGUGGUGCAGCAGGUGGAGGUGUGUAAAGUCGAAGGCCCUGGGAUCUCAGGUUACUCCCAUGCCACGGAGAAGGCAGGUCCCUCUCUGGCACAGUGCCUACGACAAGCAGAAGAGGUGAUUCCCUCAAAGCAGCACCCAGAGACACCCGUCUACCUCGGAGCAACUGCCGGCAUGCGGCUUCUCAGCUUGGAGAAUAAAAGUGCAGCUGACAAAGUCUUGUCCUCAGUAGAGAAGACGCUACGCUCAGCUCCCUUCAACUUCCAGGGUGCCAGAAUCAUCAGUGGUCAGGAAGAAGGAGCCUAUGGAUGGAUCACCAUUAACUACCUGCUGGGCAAUUUCAAGCAGGAUUCUGGCUGGACAAAGCUUCUGCAUUCCCUGAAAUCCAUAAGUGAGACAUCAGGAGCACUAGACCUCGGAGGAGCCUCAACACAGAUUACCUUUGUACCAAAUGAACUCUCUUCUGAGUCCCCAGAGAACCUGCUCUACUUCCGUCUCUAUGGCAAGGAUUACCUAGUGUACACGCACAGCUUUCUCUGCUAUGGGAAGGACCAGGCUCUGCAACAGAAACUGGCCAGGGACAUACAGGCAAGUACAUCUAACAGCAGCCUCCUUGAUCCAUGCUUUCACCAGGGGUAUCAGAGGACUAUAAAUAUAAGUGACCUCUUCAAAAACCCUUGUACAUCAGCCAAGAAAAAGCAAUUCCCUUUCAGCCAGCUGUACAUACAGGGAGAGGGGGAUUACCAAAAGUGCCGAAGAAACAUCCAGAAACUCUUUAACAAAACCAAUUGUCCUUACUCCAGUUGCUCCUUCAAUGGGAUAUACCUACCUCCAUUACAAGGGGAUUUUGGGGCCUUUUCUGCUUUCUACUUUGUGAUGAACUUUUUGAACCUGACCAGUGAACAAAGCCCCGUUGCCCUGGACAAAGUGGCCAGCGCCAUUGAGAGCUUCUGUGCCCGGCCUUGGCAUGAGGUGAAGACAGCGUAUCACCAAAUAAAAGAAAAGUAUCUGAGUGAAUAUUGCUUCUCUGGAGUCUACAUCCUCUCUCUCCUGGAAAAUGGCUAUGAAUUCACUGAAAAGAACUGGCAAAGGAUCCACUUCCUUGGAAAGAUCGGCAGCAGCGACGCAGGCUGGACCCUGGGCUACAUGCUGAACCUGACCAACAUGAUCCCCGCAGAGGAGCCCGCUGCACCCCCUCUUUCCCACGGCAGCUAUGUGGGGCUGAUGGUGCUGUGCUCCCUCGUUCUGGUGUCCGUGCUCCUGUUUGCCUGGCUUCUCUUCCACAAGCCCAAGUGCCUGCAGAAGGGGAUUGUUUAGGAAGAGCCU
Molecule: messenger RNA, 1573 nt
Organism: Gymnogyps californianus (California condor)
Lineage: Eukaryota; Metazoa; Chordata; Aves; Accipitriformes; Cathartidae
Gene: ENTPD1
Product: ectonucleoside triphosphate diphosphohydrolase 1
Exons: 11
Coding region: 53-1564 (503 amino acids)
Biological process (GO): nucleoside diphosphate catabolic process
Cellular component (GO): plasma membrane
Molecular function (GO): GDP phosphatase activity; UDP phosphatase activity
Source: RefSeq, a predicted model, not a curated record